AUGGCAGAGCUUGUUCUUCUACGCGUCGCCAAAGUCACUGGAGGUGCUCCAAACAAGCUCUCUAAGAUGCAUGUGGUGAGGAAGUCGAUAGCUCAGGUGUUGACAGUGAUCUCACAGAAACAGAAGCUUGCUCUGAGAGAAGCGUAUAAGAGCAAGAAGUUUUCGUCUCUUGGUCUUCGUCCCAAGAAGACUAGAGCUAUCAGGAGGAGACUCACUAAGCAUCAAGCAUCGCUCAAGACAGAGAGAGAGAGAAGAAGAGUGAAAUGUAUUUACCAAUUAGAAAGUACGCUAUUAGGUGUAAUCUUUUCUUAA
Molecule: messenger RNA, 312 nt
Organism: Eruca vesicaria subsp. sativa (arugula)
Lineage: Eukaryota; Viridiplantae; Streptophyta; Magnoliopsida; Brassicales; Brassicaceae
Source: the annotation of a GenBank genome assembly